GUCGUGAAUGAUUCACGUUGUAACGAAUUUAUAUUUAAUUAAUUUUGAUGUUUUUAUAACUAAUUAUUUAUUUAAAAACUAUUUAUUCAAUAAAUCAAACCCAAUUUAUCAUCAUUUAUUUAUUAUUGAAUAGUAUAGUGUUUUAAGUAUUCAAAAAGUAUAUCGGAAAAUUAAAAUGGGUUGUGCCGUGAGUACAGCAAGAGAUAAGGAAGCUAUAGAGCGAUCAAAAGAAAUCGACAGGGCAUUACGUACAGAUGGAGAAAAGUUUACAAAAAUGGUGAAACUACUUUUAUUGGGUGCUGGUGAGUCUGGCAAAUCAACAAUAGUUAAGCAAAUGAAAAUUAUUCAUGAGACUGGGUAUUCUCAAGAAGAAUGUGAACAAUAUCGUCCAGUUGUAUAUAGCAAUACAAUACAAAGUUUAAUGGCAAUUAUUCGUGCAAUGGGACAAUUAAGAAUCGACUUUGCAGAUCCUUCUAAAACAGACAUUGCUCGACAAUUUUUUACAUAUGCCUCAGCAGCUGAAGAAGGAGUUUUAAUGCCUGAAUUGGUACAAUUAAUGAAGAAAUUGUGGGCGGACCCAGGUGUACAACAAUGUUUUGCAAGAUCGCGAGAAUAUCAAUUAAAUGAUUCAGCUGCCUAUUAUUUAAAUUCGUUAGAUAGAAUAUCACAUCCAACCUAUAUUCCAACACAGCAAGAUGUAUUGCGAACGCGUGUCAAAACAACUGGAAUUGUUGAAACACAUUUUAGCUUUAAAGGUUUACAAUUUAAAAUGUUUGAUGUUGGAGGUCAAAGAUCAGAAAGAAAAAAAUGGAUUCAUUGUUUUGAAGGAGUUACCGCAAUAAUUUUUUGCGUUGCUUUAUCAGGGUAUGAUUUAGUAUUAGCGGAAGAUGAGGAAAUGAAUCGUAUGAUUGAAUCGAUGAAAUUGUUUGAUUCUAUUUGUAACUCGAAAUGGUUUGUGGAAACAUCAAUAAUUUUAUUUUUAAAUAAGAAAGAUCUUUUUGCUGAAAAAAUUCAAAGAUCUCCCCUAACUAUAUGCUUUCCAGAAUAUGCAGGUCCAAAUACCUACGAAGAUGCAGCUCAAUAUAUACGUAUGAAAUUUGAAAACUUAAAUAAGAAAAAAGACCAAAAAGAAAUAUAUACGCAUCUGACAUGUGCCACAGAUACCUCAAAUAUUCAAUUUGUAUUUGAUGCCGUCACAGAUGUUAUUAUUAAGCAAAAUCUUAAAGAUUGUGCAUUACUUUAAAUGGAAAUUAUUUACAAAUCGUAUUUGAAUUAAAUUGCACACAACUUUUAUAUUAAAAAAAACGAACAAACUAAAACAAUGAAAGCAAAUAUUAAAAUAUUUUAUUUAUGUGGAAAAAAUAUUAAUUUACUGUCUAAGUAAUAUUUAACAUUUGUUUCAAACAACAAAAAAUUAAUUUUUGAGCUAAAUUUUUUUUUUUAUUAAAACUACUAGACAGCAAUAUACUCGAGUCAUCAAUAUU
Messenger RNA from Condylostylus longicornis, 1484 nucleotides. RefSeq names its product G protein alpha i subunit (gene Galphai). Gene Ontology annotation, biological process: adenylate cyclase-modulating G protein-coupled receptor signaling pathway. Gene Ontology annotation, molecular function: G protein-coupled receptor binding; GTP binding; G-protein beta/gamma-subunit complex binding. The record is from RefSeq and is a predicted model, not a curated record. The coding region runs from base 176 to 1243 and encodes 355 amino acids. The transcript is spliced from 6 exons. NCBI's taxonomy places the organism in Eukaryota, Metazoa, Arthropoda, Insecta, Diptera, Dolichopodidae. Gene Ontology annotation, cellular component: heterotrimeric G-protein complex.